Molecule: messenger RNA, 3535 nt
Organism: Gasterosteus aculeatus aculeatus (three-spined stickleback)
Lineage: Eukaryota; Metazoa; Chordata; Actinopteri; Perciformes; Gasterosteidae
Source: RefSeq, a predicted model, not a curated record
CUUGGUUUCGGCUUACUGCGCGUGCGCACAAGUGAUUUGCCAUCAUGGCGGCGUCGUUACUAAAAUAUGAGUUUAUUUUGGACGUUUGAAAGACUCCAGAAAAUAGAAACCCCAAUAAGAACAUGCAUAGCGAAAAGAAAUUAACGAAGGAAGACACAUGGAGACCAGCUGACCUGACAAGACACAUAAGGGAGGAGGGUGAUGACAAUGAGAGAAGGCGUCGCGGUGGGGAAUCCGUGGAGAGACGCCGCAGGGACCCAGAGAAGGCGUCCAGACAAGAGAGGGACAAGCCCAGGGAGAUAUCGAGGGAGAAAAGACAUGAAGACCAAAAGUACAGAUAUUCCGAUCGGCGCAAGGAGGGCUCGCGGGAUAGGAGAGGUGAUAAGGACCAGGAAAGAAAGGAUGACAGGGAGACGAAAAGGGAAAGAGACAAGUUGGUAGCUGGGCAGAGGUACGACGAUGAUUACAAGAGGCGUGAUAGAGAGGACAAGCAGGACAAAGAGAAGGACAAGGAAAGACGCAGAGAGAAGGAGAAAGACAGGGAAAGGGAUAAAGAGAGACACAAUGAGGGGCAAAGGGACAAGAGAGGGGGAGAGAGAGAAAAGGAGAGACGGACUGAAGAGCGGGACAAGGAGCACAGGAGAGGAGAAAGGGAUCGGAUGGAAAAGCCCGAAAGAGAAAAGACAGAUCGGCAUCUAGGGAGUGAACGACACAAAGACGAAUACAGAGACCACAGGAAAGACAAAGAAAGACGAGAGAGACAUGGAGACAAAAAGGAUUUGGAAGCGAAGGACGAAAGUGAGCGCACAGAAGAAAAGAGGAGACACAAAGAGGAGCGAGAAAGAAGACACAGAGAAAGAGAAUACCAGGAUGAAAAGCGAAAGCGUGACAGCGAAUCCAGGGAGAAGCGAGACUCGAAGGGUUCAGGUGAAGAGGUCAGGCGUCACCGCGGCGACAGAGAGCGAGCGGAGCGGGACAAACGCAAGCAGGGAAGGCAGAGAGAGGAAGACAAGGAGGGAGAGGAGGAACCGCAGGGCAAUCCUCACAGAGACGGGGUCAGCUCCAAGAAACCAGCAUCUGACAAGAGUCAUAAGCAGGACCCCAAAACGGAGGCUGCCGAGGAUGAAGUUUCGGCUGACCAGGAAUAUGAAGAUGACUUUGAGAAAGCGGAAUAUGAGGAGGACUUUGAGGAGAUGGAUGAAAGCCCAGGCGAAGGUGCGGACGAGGGGGAGCAACGGCAUCCAGCGGCGGGGGAAGAGAGGGAGGAACUUUCAGCACAAAGGAGAAAGGAAAUUGAAGCGAUUCAGCGAGCCAUGGACGAAGAGAACCAGAGAGUUGGAGCAGCUCAGUCCAGACAAACUGUGAGCACAGAGGAGGAAGAGACGCCCAGAGGAUCAGAAAUGGGCCCGAAGAGGGAGGGAGCGUCCCAACGUGGAAAGUUUAUCGACUUUGUAGCCGCGAAGCAGCGUGAAGUCAGCAAGAAAGUUUCCACCAAACAGAAGAAACGCAGUACAGAGCUCCUCCGCUUGAUUGAUCUGGACUUCUCGAUGACGGCCUCUCUUUUGGAUCUGCCCCCGGUGAAUGAAUACGACAUGUACAUCAGGACCUUUGGAGCGGCAAACACCAGGCAGGCUUACGUUCAGUGUAACGAGGACAACGCUGACAGAGACGUCCAGACGGAGGAGAUAGAGGUGUGUGAGAAGUGGACGCAGCAUCCUCCGGAGCACAAGGGAGCCUGUGGAGAUCCAAACCUCUCCCAUGAAGCACGAAACAAAGGUGAAAUGAGCUUCGAUUCGCAGCGUCUGACAGCGUUUCUGCGCUCAGCCUCCCAGGUCAUGGUCAUCCUGUUGGAGGAGGAUCGAGCGGAGAGAAAAUCCCUCAGGAAGCUGAGCUCUCAAACCGACACGCCGUCUUUCAGCGAUGGAAGUUUACAGCUCAACACCAAUUUGUCCUUUCUUUACGGUCGGCGCAUUAGCCUGGUGCACUUCUCUCAGGCCCAGAGGCACACCAUGAUGUCCGUCCACAGCCCGACCACCGAGCCCAGCGCGGUGCGUCUCGACGGCUGCACCGUCAUCUGCAUCUGGAACAUCUGGGAGCCGUCCAGACCCCAAAAAGUCCUCGUCUACGAAUCCGAGGUGCAGUGUUGCUGCUUCAGCCCCGGAAAGGCCAUCUUGGUGUUUGCAGGCACAUCCGUGGGCUCCGUGGUGCUGUGGGACCUCAGGGAGCACGCCGGUGCCCAUUACCGCCUGACGAUUGGGGAAGAGGAAUGGGCUUUCCGGCAGCCCACCUUCUCCACUGACGCAGUGAUGGCCGGCUCGAGCCAUUUCUCAUCGGUGACAUCUGUAGAAGUCGUCCCCUCCACUGCACCGGGGGGGCUGAGGCCAGAGGUCCCCCUUUUGGCAUCCGUAGAAGAGUCGUCAAGGUUGUCCUUCCAGCUGGCCUCUCUGGAUGAAAUGGGCGUUCUGAAUUUCUGGGUGGUAGUGGAACUCCCAAAAGCCAACGAGGCAGGCUCCCCAACUGAUCUAGGGCUCAGGCCUGGCGGGAAAGUAAAGCUACUUCACAGCUCCCGCCUCCUCACCGCUGACAGGGUAUCGCCACGAGAUGCCGCAAAAGCAGGUCCGCUGCAGACGCUUCUCUUAAGAUUCCUCCCAACGGACUCCAAUCAUUUCUUUAUCGGCACCAACAUGGGUCUGGUCAAUCAUGAAACUAGUCACGGUUUAAAAGCCCCACCAAAGUUUUACAGGUUCCAGGAGGCUGGAGUCCGACCUAUUGAUGUCACCUCCAUCCACUUUUCUCCAUUCAGGCAACAGUUGUUCUUGGUGGGAUGCGGAGACGGCAGCAUCAGGCUGCAUCAGGUCAGCCGUGAGCAUCCCGUAGCAGAGUGGAAGAACGGUACAGCUGGUGAAGCGGUGGUCUCGCUACACUGGACGUGGACCAGACCUGCGGUCUUCUGUGUGCUGGACGCAGCCUCGACCCUCCACAUAUGGGACCUGGUGAAAAACGACGCAGAGCCCGUGGUCACCGAAAGGAUGGACUCGGACAGGGUAACGGCCGUGACUGUGUUUGGAGACUCGGGACAACAGAGCAUAUAUUCAGGAAUUGCACUUGCACACGAGUCAGGAAAGAUAGAAAUGCAGUAUUUCUCAAGACAUUUUACUGUACACAUUGAAGGAGAAGAGGAGAAGUUGGAGAGUAUGAUGGCUGAAGGCUUCUGAAACACUGAAGUGUUUGUGCUAAUUAAAAAUAUAUUAAAACUCUGGAAAAACAAAAAGGGUCAAUUUAUGAAUCGAUUUUUUGUUAGUCAGUUUGUAUACUCUUUCAUUAGUUUUUUCCAUGUUGCUAAAAAAUGUACAGGAACAUGAAAAUAGUGUGACUGGAAACCAAAGAUCCUCUAAAGGGGAUAAAUAUCCUCCAUAAAUCAUAAGAACUAUUAUAUCAAUAUUUGAUAAUGGAAUUAUUUCUACUGUUAGAUGCAAAAUAUUUGUUUGUUAUUAUCAACUUUCGAUUUUUAUAUAAUAAACUGCCUAUAUCUGUG